This is a messenger RNA of Choloepus didactylus (southern two-toed sloth), 745 nucleotides long. It is a transcript of the gene MRPS26, whose product is annotated as mitochondrial ribosomal protein S26. Gene Ontology annotation, cellular component: mitochondrial small ribosomal subunit. The record is from RefSeq and is a predicted model, not a curated record. The transcript is spliced from 4 exons. NCBI's taxonomy places the organism in Eukaryota, Metazoa, Chordata, Mammalia, Pilosa, Megalonychidae. Bases 35 to 652 code for a protein of 205 amino acids.
GCUGCGCGCCGAACGCGGGGCUGCGACUCAAGUCAUGCUGCGCGCGCUGAGUGGUUUGGGCGCCCGGCCCUGGUGCCGGCCCCCAGUCCUGUCGCUGCUUCCCGCGCGCGGCCGCAAGACUCGCCAUGACCCCCCGGCCAAGUCCAAGGUCGGGUAUGUGAAGCCCCUGCCUACGGUGGACCCUGCGGAGUUCUUCGUGCUGGCUGAGCGCUACCGGGAGUACCGCCAGACGGUGGGCGCCCUUAGGCUGCAGUUUGUGGCCGAGGUGCGGAAGAAGGUGCACGACGCCCGGGCCGGGGUUCUGGCAGAGCGCAAAGCCCUGGAGGACGCCGCUGAGCACCGGGAGCUGAUGGCCUGGAACCAGGCGGAGAACCAGCGGCUGCACGAGCUGCGGAUAGCGAGGCUGCAGCAGGAGGCGCGGGAGCAGGAGCAGCGGAAAGCCGAGGAGAAAGCCUGCCAGGCCCGCGAGGCGCAGGCCUGGGUGCAGCUCAAGGAGCAAGAAGUGCUGCAGCUGCAGGAGGAGGCGAAAAACUUCAUCACCCGAGAGAACCUGGAUGCACGGGUGGAAGAAGCAUUGGACUCACCAAAGAGCUACAACUGGGCGCUCACCAGAGAAGGACUGGUGGUCAAGCCAACGCACAGGGGCUCCUAGGGGCCCAGUAAGAACAAUGCCCUCUGGGGGCCCAGGGACCGUGUGUGUAUGAGGGUAGGGGGGUUGGAAUAAAGCAGCUGGUGCUUCUUUUGA